This is a messenger RNA of Pseudomassariella vexata, 4388 nucleotides long. Its product is annotated as RNA dependent RNA polymerase-domain-containing protein. Gene Ontology annotation, cellular component: nuclear RNA-directed RNA polymerase complex. Gene Ontology annotation, molecular function: RNA-directed RNA polymerase activity. The transcript has 7 exons. The coding region runs from base 402 to 4217 and encodes 1271 amino acids. The record is from RefSeq and is a predicted model, not a curated record. Gene Ontology annotation, biological process: siRNA processing. NCBI's taxonomy places the organism in Eukaryota, Fungi, Ascomycota, Sordariomycetes, Amphisphaeriales, Pseudomassariaceae.
AAUAGCAGUUGUCUUAAUGAGCUACAGGACGAAAGAGGUCUUUGUCUGCUGCACAAUUGUGAGACUUCAAAGCUACUGCGACAACCAGUCGGGCAGCGCCGAAAGGGGUGUCCGAAGUUCCCACCACUUAGUGAUUGGCCUCUAGCAUGAGUUGUGAUCCAGGACGACUGCAGCAUCGCCAGUUUGCGGGGAAGACGACAAUAUAAGCGGAUACACCAUGUGCAGGCAGCCGCAUCACGCAGCCAGUUUGUAGUGGGCUUGAAAGCCUGCGAAGUUUUAUUUAGCAGGCCGGCACUUUGCAAUUCAGCGGGACGGUCCCAUCACCCUCAUGUUCUCCUUCGCAAUUAUCACCUCAUCUGGACUCCGUUAGAGAUCGGCUCAACCAUCGCCAAACCGCUGCCAUGGAGGUCUUCAUGCGAAAUCUACCUACUGAUCUUACAGACCAAGGUCUGAAGAGCCAGCUAAUGCCCUUAAUCCAACCCUUGCGCAUUAGCGACUGGGCAUGCCAGAGCCAACGUAGAAAGCCGUUCGGCAGCAUUCUGUUCCUGCACGCCAAAGACGGUGAUAAAUUCCUGCGAAAGUAUGGAGAGCAGCUCAUCCAGGGUUUCACGCCCGGCGGCAAGCCUCGUUCGAGAGCGCGCUUGCAAAUCUUCAACAGAGCUGUCUACUGUACGCCUAGCAAGAACUCCCUUGAUCCCUUCGCCCUCAAGGCCCUGGCCAAGGUCGCCGAGGAUCGUCGUAACGGCCAAGAGCAACAUCAACCCAAGCCGCCUGAAGACACCAAGGUCAUCUUCGGCGCCCAUUUUCUCUCCUGCGGUUACUAUAGCUACUUUAAGGACGACCUAGUCUAUGUUCCCGAGGUGGAGUGGUCAACCCCACAAGGUGUUGCCAAGUUCGUCAAGAAUGCACUCAUUAUCACCUUCAAUAGCCGCGGCGGAUUGAUCAGAGUAGAAUUUCCCUUUCGAAUCAUCGAUUCCGUUGUUGCUUCUCCUCGGAUGACAACUUUGACACUGACUCUUUGGGAGUCGCCGCGUUUCUUCGAAGUAGCCGACCCCAACGCCGUCAUGAUGGACGCCCUCGCCAUCCGGACUGAAGUCAAUCAAAACCUGAAGACAACCCGAACCAGACUUGUGGCGCUGCCUAACGGUUCACGUCAGCACCACCAAGUUCUGGGACAAUCUUUGGUAUACCGCAUUUCCGCCUGGCAGGACGGGUUCCAUGACAAUGUCCAAAAGUUGCGUCUGCGGGAUCUCCUGUCUAUCGUUACCCAUGAGUUUGCCUUCGUACCUCCUUACGAGCAGAAGAGUCUAACCGAUGGGUUGCGGGCUUUCAAUGCAGCUGUGUCUGAAUACGUCGGACGGAUUUCCUUCAACGUCCUUUAUCAGCUUGAGGCUUUGGUCAAGAAUGGCUACCUUCUGCCCUGGACGGUCCAGGAACUCAUGGUAAAGAUUGCCAAGAACGGCGCAGUUGAUGAUAAUGGGCCUUCCAAUGUGGCCUCAAACACCUAUUCAAUUUCUGGGCAAGCUGUCAAGAAGUUGUUUUUGCAGAUUCCGUUCCCCAGCUUUGAAACUCCAGCUUCAACAUUUUCUGUCGAUGGGCUUUGGGACUAUCUUCAAGAAAAUGAGAAGGAGAUACGCCAGGGUGUGGCCAAAGAGUUAAUAUCAGAGAGGGCGCGCCAAAAUCUCACCAUGGUGUACAAGGUACAGGUGACGCCGACAAGCAUAGCACUAGGUGGUCCAGAGCCGGAAGCCAAGAACCGCAUUCUUCGACGGUUCCCGGAUCACACCGAGUAUUUCGUACGGAUGCAAUUUUGCGAUGAAGAUGGCAGAGACUUACAUUUCAAUGCUGAAGUGUCGAACCAGCGCAUCUACGAGCGGUUUAAGCAGAUUUUCACCAACGGCUUGUCGAUUGGCGGGCGCGUAUACGGCUUCCUUGGCUUUUCCCACUCGUCGCUUCGAAGCCACGCGGCCUGGUUCAUGGCUUCAUUCGUACACAAUGGAUCUUUGGAGACGUAUGUCACGGUGAUACGGGGUCUGGGAAAGUUCAGUCACAUCCAAUCGCCUGCCCGCUGUGCCGCUCGGAUAGGCCAGGCCUUUUCCGAGACACCUUUUGCCAUUUCCCUGGCUCAGGAGGGUAUAACCAGCGUACAGAUGGCUGAUGUCAAGUCCAAAGACGAGAAGCGCGUCUUCAGUGAUGGCGUGGGUACCAUCUCCCGUCAAGUCAUGGAGGCGAUCCAUGCCGCCAUGCCCCAGCGCAUCGCCAAGUCGGCCCCAACUUGUUUUCAAAUCCGUUUAGGGGGGGCCAAGGGCAUGCUCGGGCUAGAUGAGAGGAUAGGCAAUGUUCAUCCUAAGGCCAUUUUCCUCCGCCACUCCAUGGUCAAGUUCCAGAGUGAUGUUAUUGAGAAUCUAGAGAUCUGCGAUAUGGCCAAAAAGCCUAUUCCAAUGGUUCUGAAUCGUCAGAUGAUCAAGAUUCUUGAAGACAUGGGGGUGCCCGAUGCCUGGUUCCUAAACGCCCAGAAUCGCGAGCUGAAGCGUCUACGCCUCAUCACGGCACACACCCACAAUAGCGUUGCAUUCUUAAAGCACCGGAAGAUUGCUGACCAAGUUGGCUUGCCGCAGCUGAUCAAGCGUCUUGAUAAAAUCGGCACCUGCUACAAAAAUGACGAUUUCCUCCGAUCCGUGGUGCAGGCGGCUGUGUUGCAGGAACUGCGUCUGCUCAAGCAUAAAGCCAGGAUCCCCAUCGACCAAGGUGUGACGCUCUUCGGUAUCAUGGACGAAACGGGCUUCCUUGAGGAGGGCAGUAUUUACGUGACGUUCGAUCGUGCCUCCUACGUCCGAGGCAGUGCUGCCGACUUGAACGACCGCGAGAUGAUUGUUACACGCUCACCUGCUUUGCAUCCUGGCGAUAUACAGUUGGCUUUCAAUCACAUCCCUCCCCCCGGCCAUCCUUUACGGGCAUUGAAGAACUGCAUCGUCUUCUCUCGUAAAGGUACCAGGGACUUGCCGAGCUGUCUCAGUGGGGGCGACUUGGAUGGCGAUAUCUACAAUGCUAUUUGGGAUCACGGUGCUGUCCAAGAAUGCAAGAGGCUCUUCGAACCGGCAGACUACCCCCGCGUAGAUCCGCGGGACAUCGGGAGACCGGUCGAGCGAGAGGAUAUGAGCGAUUUCUUUAUCAAUUUCAUGUCCACGGACCAGCUAGGGCUCAUUGCUGUGAAGCACAUGAUCUUGGCUGACCAGAGAGAGGCUGGGACUGUCGACAAGGAUUGUAUGCUGCUUGCUCAGCUGCAUUCCACGGGUGUCGAUUAUUCCAAGACGGGUAUCCCCGUGGAUAUGUCACAACUCCGCGGCAUCAAGUACAACCGAUACCGCCCUGAUUUCCUCGCUCCCGCACCGCCCGCUAAUAUAAAGAACCGUACCGAGAUCUACUUUGAAGCCCCAAUCGCCCCUUCAUCGGACCAAAACGACGAGGACGAUGACAUGGGGCCACAAUUCCAGUACUAUGCUUCAGAGAAAAUCCUCGGACAGCUGUACCGUGCCAUAGACGAGAAGAAGAUAUGGAGCGAACACGUCAAGGCUCCUCACACCACACGCGGUCCGGAUGUCUGGGGCACGCUGCUCGCUGACGUCAACAGGCUCUGCGCGAUCUAUAUUGGCAAGAUUGCCUGGGAACGUUUAGCCUCCAAGGCUAUGGGAAUUCGAGCCACAUACGAGGACGCCAUAAACAACGCCAUGGUCGACUACUCGGAACAUGCAGCAAAGCCCCUGACAGAACUUGAGGUCUUUACCGGAACUAUCUUCAACAAGUCGGGUGUCCAAAACCGCCGACAGCGUGACAUGUCACUUCGACUCAAAGACGAGUUUGAUCGUAUCGCGCAGUGGGCAGCGGCUCUGUUGCGCAAGCGCAGCAUGGACUCUAUCGCUGCUGAUGACAAUGAUGAUGAUGGUGAAAGUGACACCACCGAAGCGCCCUCUAUCAAUCGUAAUGCCUCCGAUAACGAAGACCCGCUGGCUCUCAGCCUCGCCUGUCUGAACGUUGGCUGCGAAACGGUGCAGAGCAAUGGGCAGGGUCGUGGCCGUGGCUUUGAGCUGCAAAGCUUCAAGGUGAUUGCCGCUUGUUGCGUUCUCAAGGAGCUCGAUGCUGCUGUCAACCGAGCCGAAAUCAUGGCUGGUAUGGCAGCUGUUAGCGAUAGCUUCGUUGGCGUUCGCACUGGCAGAUAAUGUGCGACAUGUACACUAUUUUAUUUGCAUGACUGCACUGACGUGUUCGUCCAAGCAAGGAAGGACGAACGCUUAUGCUGUGAAAUCGAUCCUAUCACGCACAGCUGGCGUUGUAGAUGGAUAACUAGAUACGCAAGUAGCCUGGCAGAUAUUGAAUCGACUGCAACGAGC